Molecule: messenger RNA, 1597 nt
Organism: Nyctereutes procyonoides (raccoon dog)
Lineage: Eukaryota; Metazoa; Chordata; Mammalia; Carnivora; Canidae
Gene: MYL5
Product: myosin light chain 5
Exons: 8
Coding region: 889-1410 (173 amino acids)
Cellular component (GO): cytoplasm
Molecular function (GO): calcium ion binding
Source: RefSeq, a predicted model, not a curated record
AUGGCAGGUGGCAGUGGGCGAGCAGCUCCCAGGGGCGCCGUGUGCUGGCUGUGGGGACACAUGGCUCCCCAGGCAGCCAGGUGGGGGGCGCCAGCAGGAGGAGCUCUCUGCCGGGCCCUGCACUGCUCCAGGCCAAAGCCCUGGGAACUGGAGCUUGAGGCUCUCUGGGGUCCCCAAUACACCAGACGGGAGCCCACUUUUCCCGACUCUCCCAAGCCCUCCUGCUUCCAGAGAGAACUCAGCUGAGUCCGAAGAGCGGAGACGGACGCUCCGGGCCGAGGCGCAGCCGCUCCGGGUGCUCGCAGGGCGGCGUGGCCACCUCCGGCUCCUGGGCUCAGCCUGCCCGCGGCCCCGCGGUCCUCUCCACCUCUGCCCCGGGGCUGCAGGAUCACGGCGGGUUCCCGGGGCGGGAGCCAGCUCGGUCCUGCAGGGCCCUGCCCGGGCUCUCUGGGGACCCUGCCGGAUGCCUCUGCCAGGCCAGGGUGGGGCGACGCCUGCCCAACAGCCUCCGUGCCCCCCGAGGAAGCUGUCCGUGCACCUUGACCCCACAAGGCCGAACUAAGCCUCUUCCAGCUGCGCGCCUUGUGGGAUGCUGAGCGCGUCCCCACCCCGCCCGGGUCUUGCCCUCGGGCAGCCGAGCUGAUGAGCUCAGGUGGCAAACACGUUUUCCCUUCUCUGGAUGUUAAAAUAAACAAGGCUUCUCAGCAACUCCUGCUUCCAGAAUUAAAAAUAAGUGUCUCUGGGGCUGAAGUCCCCAGGGUGGCCCUAGGCCUGUCCUUGUAGGGAGCGGAGCCGGAGUCCGAGCAGUCCUGGGGGACCGGGCAGGAGCUUUAAGACAGGUGGCCCGAGCCCAGAGGGCGCAGAGCAUCGCAGCAGGCAGGCCCGGGCAUGGCCAGCAGGAAAACGAAGAAGAAGGAAGGGGGGGGCCUCCGGGCCCAGAGGGCAUCCUCCAACGUCUUUUCCAACUUUGAGCAGACCCAGAUCCAGGAGUUCAAGGAGGCAUUCACGCUAAUGGAUCAGAACCGAGAUGGCUUCAUUGACAAGGAGGACCUGAAGGACACCUACGCCUCCCUGGGCAAAACCAACAUCAAGGAUGAGGAGCUGGACGCCAUGCUCAAGGAGGCCUCGGGGCCCAUCAACUUCACCAUGUUCCUGAACAUGUUCGGGGCGAAGCUGACAGGUACGGAUGCCGAGGAGACCAUCCUAAAUGCCUUCAAGAUGCUGGAUCCCGACGGCAAAGGCAGCAUCAACAAGGACUACAUCAAGAGGCUGCUGAUGUCGCAGGCAGACAAGAUGACUGCAGAAGAGGUGGACCAGAUGUUCCAGUUUGCCACCAUCGAUGCUGCGGGCAACCUGGACUACAAGGCGCUGAGCUACGUGCUCACCCACGGGGAGGAGAAGGAGGAGUGAGGGGUGUCUCCCCCAUCACCCCCCAGGCUGCAGCCCGUUCAAUAAACGCGAACCCACAAACCUGCCUGCCAGUGUCUGCGGGGGGGUGUUCUCCUGGGGGUGCGAGUGUUUGCUCAGGACUGGGAGAGUCUGGAGGGGAAGGGUCCGCUGGGGGCGGGAGGAUCAGCAAGGACCUGCGAGGGGCCAC